GCCAACCGCGGGGGUCAAAUCGGAGGCCCGCCCCGGGGUCGCUCCCUCGCACCGAGCGUACCGUCAGCGUCCGCGCGUGUUUGUUUAUUUUCCGCCUUAUUUAUACGAUGAUCAAAUAUAGAUACUUAUUUUUUAAACAAAAACACACUUCAGCUCGUCACCCCGUGUUCCGCGGAGUAGGCGACAACAAGCCCAGCGCGGCGCGAUGAACAGAAAGAAAAGCGACAAGGGAUUUGAGAGCCCGCGCCCGUUCAAAUUGAACCAUCAGGUACUCAGCAUCAACAACAUCAACUUCCAAAAGAAGUCCAUCAUUGGCCAUGUGGAACUCACGCUGUUUCCCACCACGGCGACGCUCAACAAGAUCCGCCUCAACUGCAAGCAGUGCCGCAUCUACCGCGUGCGAGUCAACGACAAGGAGGCCGCCUUCAUGUACAAUGACCCCACGCUGGAAGUGUGCCAUCAGGAGAACAAACAGCGCAACUUGAACUUCUUCUCCAAUGCGUACGCGGCGUCCGUGCAAGCGGUGGAGCCAGACUAUGGCAACGGCGAGCUUUUGAUCAAAGUGCCGUCGGACCUACGCGAGCAUGUGGAAGAGAUGCGCAUGCUGAAGGUGCAUGUCGAGUUCUGGAUGGACAACCCCAAGGGUGGACUGCAGUUUGUGGUGCCCGAUCUGGAGGGCACCUUGGCUGAACGGGCCGCCCACGUCUUCUCCUAUGGGCACCAGAAUGCAUCGAGGUCUUGGUUUCCGUGCAUCGACUCGUACUCGGAGCUGUGCAUGUGGAAGCUGGAGUACACGGUGGACGCCUCCAUGGUGGCCGUGUCUAACGGCGACCUCGUGGAGACCAUAUACACGCACGACAUGCGCCGCAAGACGUUCCACUACCAGCUCACGACGCCCACGGCCGCGCCCAACAUCUCGCUCGCUGUGGGGCCCUUUGAGAUCCUCGUGGACCCCUUCAUGCACGAGGUGACGCACUUCUGCCUGCCACAGCUGCUGCCGCUGCUCAAGCAGACCACCUCGUUCCUGCACGAGAUUUUUGAGUUUUACGAGGAGGUGCUCACGUGCCGCUACCCGUACACCUGCUACAAGACGGUGUUCGUGGACCAGGCCUACGUGGAGGCCACCUCCUACGCCUCCAUGAGCAUAUUCAGCACCAACCUGUUGCACGGAGCAACGAUAAUCGACCAGACGCCCAUCACUCGCAAGAGAAUAGCCAAGGCUCUGGCGCAACAGUUUUUUGGCUGUUUCAUCUCACGAAUGUCCUGGACUGACGAUUGGGUGCUUAAAGGCAUCUCCGGCUACAUUUACGGCCUGUGGAUCAAAAAGACCUUCGGGAACAACGAAUAUCGUUACUGGAUUAAAAAGUGGUUGUCCCGAGUGACGGAUUAUGAGCUGCAAACCGGAGGCAUCCUCCUCCAUCCGACCUUCCCUGCCGGCAAGGAGAAGGAGAGUCCCACUCCUCACCUGCACUUCUCCGUGUGCUACCCGCACACGCUCUCGUGGGAAUACUACAAACUGUACCAGGCGAAGGCGCACCUGGUGCUCAGGCUCAUAGAGAACCGCAUCAGCAUGGAAUUCCUGCUGCAGGUGUUUAACAAGCUGCUCUCUCUGGCCAACACUGCAUCUUCCCAGCGCUUCCAGUCCCACAUGUGGAGCCAGAUGCUGCUGUCCACCAGUGCGUUCCUCAAGUCCAUCUCUAUUGUUUCGGGCAAGGAUAUCCAGCCGCUGAUUCGUCAGUGGGUCGACCAGUCUGGUGUGGUGAAGUUCUACGGGACGUUCGUGUUCAACCGCAAGCGCAACAUCCUGGAGCUGGAGCUCAAGCAGGACUGCAUCGCGCAGGGAACGCAGAAAUACGUGGGUCCUCUGACAGUCACCGUGCAAGAGUUGGAUGGCUCGUUCAAUCACAACCUGCAGAUCGAGGAGAACAGCACGCGCCACGAGAUUCCGUGCCACUCCAAGAGCCGCCGGAACAAAAAGAAGAAGAUCCCUCUGCUAAACGGGGAGGAGAUCGACAUGGAUCUGUCAUUGAUGGAUGCGGACUCACCGCUCCUGUGGAUCCGCAUCGACCCGGAGAUGAGCAUCCUGCGACGUGUGGAGCUGGAACAGCCGGACUUCAUGUGGCAGUACGAGCUGCGCUACGAGCGCGACGUGGUGGCGCAGGGCGAGGCCAUCUCCGCCCUGGAGCGCUUCCCCACGCCCCAGUCGCGCUUGGCGCUCACCGACAUCUUGGAGCACGAGCAGUGCUUCUACCGCGUGCGCAUGCAGUCCACCUUCUGCCUGGCCCAGAUUGCCAACGCGAUGGUGAACACGUGGAACGGACCCCCAGCGAUGAAGUCGAUCUUCACACGGAUGUUCUGCUGCAAGACCUGCCCCAACAUCAUCAAAACGAACAACUUCUGCAACUUCCAGAGCUACUUCCUCCUCAAGACCAUCCCCGUCACAAUGGCCAUGCAGAGGGACAUUCACGGCAUGUGUCCCAAGGAGGUGCUCACAUUCUUGCUGGAUCUCAUCAAGUAUAACGACAACCGUAAAAACAAGUUCUCGGAUAACUACUACCGGGCGUCACUGAUCGAAGCGCUCGCCAACUCCGUGACGCCGGCGGUGGCGGUGAGCAACGAGAACCGCACGGUAGAAAACCUCAACGCGGACGUGCGCCUGGUGCUCGAGGAGAUCACGCGCUUCCUUAACAUGGAGAAGCUGCUGCCCUGCUAUCGGCACACCGUCACCAUCAGCUGCUUGAAGGCGAUUCGUGUUCUGCAAAAAAACGGACACAUCCCCAGCGACCCGGCCAUCUUCAAGGCGUACGCACAGGCUGGCCACUUUGUCGACAUCCGGCUCGCCGCACUCGAGGCCCUGGUGGAUUUCACGCGAGUGGACAUGAGCGCAGAAGUGUUGCAGUGGUUGCUUGACCUAGUUCACACGGACCCCAUACCUUACAUCAGGCACAAGAUUCUCAGCAUGAUGAUCCGCGUGCCGCCGUUUGCCCGCGGUUCGGACUCGCCGCUGUGUAGCGAGGCGUUGGUGGAUAAUCUCUGGAAGCUCAUGAACUCAGGUACACAAGCUCGCGCAUGCAAAUAAAGGCGGGGAAUCUUCUCCCAUCAUCGCCUUUAACGUACUGUCGGGGAAAGUGCUUUUGGCCAGCGCCCUAAGAAGGCCGACACAGCACACGAGGGGUCGAGUGGCCAAUAUCACGUCCGGGGCCAUCUUUGUCUCCGUAGUGAUGAUGUUUACACACCAGGUACUCAUUUGAGGCUGAGUCGACCUAGGGGAGGCCCAGGACCGGGAUCAAAUGAUCGCCAUUGGUGUUGGCACACAUACACGCGAACACACGAUUUCUGUCUUAAUUUGACGCGGUGUUAUUUACACCAUGUGUGACUCAUGUACACACCAUUCAAAGACAAAGAUCCCCCCUAUAACCUGAACAGACUGUUGAGGCAAGUGCU
Messenger RNA from Petromyzon marinus (sea lamprey), 3444 nucleotides. The record is from RefSeq and is a predicted model, not a curated record. NCBI's taxonomy places the organism in Eukaryota, Metazoa, Chordata, Hyperoartia, Petromyzontiformes, Petromyzontidae.